UCCAAUCAGUGCUUGAGAUAGAGUUACCUUUGUGUGCCACUGUUUGAAUCAGCGGAUAGCUGCUCUGUGUAUUUUGUGUAUGACCCGGCUCAUUUGACCAUGCUUGCUCGCUUCUGAUUUGGUACCGUUUGGACUCUGAUCUACCUGUGUAUGACCCAGCUUGCCUAGACUACGCUUUGCCUGAUUCUACUGUAGUACCUUCAUCUGCAGUGGUGAACUACAAGCACCAGCCAACAUCCAUCUGCAGUGGUGAACUACAAGCACCAGCCAACAUCCAUCUGCAGUGGUGAACUACAAGCACCAGCCAACUUCUACCUUCAUCUGCAGUGGUGAACUACAAGUCCCAGCUGACCUGCUCUGCUCAUGGGGCUGAAAAAAACGCGUGCAGCUCUAGAUGAAGAACUGCCGCGCACGCAGCAGAGCAUCAGCAGCCGGGAUGAACUGAGGGCCGCGUUACACUUGGACUUUUUGUACAAGGAGAACAAGUUGGCUGAUAAACCCCUGAAAACAUACCUGGAAAUAAUGACAAAGCAUUUUCUUGAUAAGAAAACGUUGACAAUGGAAGGAAAACAGACUGCAGAGUGCGCCAAGUUAUUUACCCCCCAAGGACACCAGAGAAAAGCAGCCGUGAGCUCAAACCUGGCCGUGUACGACCUCUCGGAUGAGGAGAGCGGUAGCAGCUGUGCUGUAUCUGAGACCAGUCACAUUUUAUCCCACAAGGUUGAGGACAGCCCAGCAUCAUCACAGAAACAUGUAUAUCUGAGAGCAUCGGGGGAUGGAAGUAAAAAAACAGACAGUAGCAUGAAAAGUAGCAGCUUCUCUUUGGAGGAUGAAUUGAAGAAUACAAAGGAAAAUAAUUGUGAGACCACAAAGAUUUCAUACACUCUAAAUGAACCAAAAAGUGCAGCACCUGAGAAUGGGAGACCGAAAUCGAGCAAGAUUGUCCGGGGGAUGAUGUCUGGUCCCAUCUCCAGCUUUCAGGAGGACUCGCUGAAAAAACGACCGCAGAGACGACCAUCUGCAACUUCUCCUUCAUCGCAAACAAAAAAUGAUCCCCAGAAGAAUGAGAUAAUUGGGAAGACAGAAGAGCCUCUGAGCGAUGGCGCUUCAAACCCAGCGCUGCAACUGGGGAAAGAAUUCUCCGCUAAACUGCUGGGCUCCGCUCCGUCUAGAAACCCGGCUGUGAGCUCCAUCAUUAAGCAGGACAAGCAGCCCAGAAAUGGACCGGACACUGCUGACAGCGCCAGAGAUGCUUAUAAUAACUUCAAAUUAAAGUUUGCUUUAGAAGCGGAGCAAGAGAAGCUGCAAAGGCCACAAAGAAAGAGCGAACCCUCAAAAAGGAAGACGACUCGAUCUAGCUUGAAUGAUAAAGGAAGCCAUAUGGAUGAUAUCAAGUUAGAUGAUGUUGAAGAGGAUUUAUUGGCAGCCGAUGCAAUAGGGAUCCCAGAGGUCAUCGCACGGAAUAAAGUUCAGGCAGAAGGAAGACCUAUUGAUUUGCAACAAGCUGUGGAGCUAAAAAAUCUGCUGUUCGGAUCUCCUCUGCGCUGCUUCAGUGAAGAAUGGAAAAUUCAGAGCUUCACCUUCUGUAACAUUGAGGAUUUAAAGUACGGCUUUGUGCAGAAAAAGGGAGGGGCCUGCGGAGUUUUGGCUGCGGUUCAGGCUUGUUUGUUGCAGAACCUUCUGUUUGGGAGAGAUUCUGAUAUCAGGUGGGCACUGCAUCCUUCAGACACCGUUCGAACACGCUGUCUGUACAGAGCCAUCGCCGACAUCUUAUGGCGUGCUGGAGACUGUAGGCAAGCUGUUGUCUCUCUGUCCUCCGGAAGGCAGCAGUUCACUCCAGCUGGGAAAUAUAAAGCUGAUGGAAUCCUAGAAAGUCUCAUCUUGUACAGCUUUAAAAAAUAUGACGAUCUUUUAACUUUUCUUCAACAAAAUAUUAAUCAGUUUGAACGUGGGCCAUUUGGUUGCAUUCUGCUUACAGUGUCUUCUGUCUUCUCGAGAUCUAUUGAUCUGGUUCAGAGCGACUUUGACGUUCCCACCAACUGCCUAAUUGGGGCUCAUGCUUAUUGCACACAAGAGCUUGUCAAUCUCAUCCUGGGAGGUAGAGCUGUGUCCAACGUCUUCAAUGACAUCAUGGAGCUUGAUUCUGGGAAUGGGAACACCACUGUCCUAAAGGGGGUUUCCAGCCGCAGCGAUAUUGGCUUUCUCUCCCUCUUUGAACAUUACAGUGUGUGCCAGGUUGGUUCCUAUCUCAAGACCCCAAAGUAUCCUAUCUGGGUGGUCUGCAGUGAGAGUCACUUUAGCGUCCUAUUUUGCUUGAAGAAGGAUUUAGUGAGCGACUGGAGAGCGGAAAGAAAAUUUGAUUUAUAUUACUAUGACGGACUGGCGAAUCAGCAGGAGGAGAUUCGCCUCACAAUUGAUACCUCAGGGAAUUAUGUAGAAGAUGAAGACAAUGAGUUGGUUCCUCCGCUGGAGUUUUGUAUUAGGACCAAAUGGAAAGGUGCUGUUGUAGACUGGAAUGGGACGGACCCCAUUCUUUAAUGGCAGAAGCCACAUCCUAUGAACUGCCUGCGUACACCGGACCCCACAACAUUCACCCCAUGUGAUUCUCCAUAGAGUAAAGACAAAUCGCACCUCUCUCCAGGGGCCUGGAAAUGUGGUCUUUGAUAUAAAAGACAAUUUGCCAUGUGCCACUGUUAUAAAGAUUUUCUUUAAUCUAAUAUCUAAUAUUCAUCUAUUAACAAUAUUAACACAUGAAUGAAUGGAGUUGGGUCUUUGAGAAUAAUGGACUUGGAUAUAUUUAAAGUAUUCCAUAUAGUGUCUGGAUUUGGAAAAGUGAAUUAUAUCAUUUGUUAUAUAUUUAAGUAUAUAGUUCAUAAGCUUCUAUGGUAUAACUGGCAUAUGGUUGUCAUUAGCCUAGCUGGCUUCAUAUAGACAUCCUACCUUCCCCCAUCAUGGCAAAUGAAGAUAUAAGGUUACAUGUUGUAAGAUGUAAACGUAUUUUAGUUAGGAAUAUAAUUCUUUCUGUAGACUACAGUAUUUCUAUGUAUAUGUAUAUAUAUAUGUAUGUAUAUAUAUAUAUGUAUAUUUGAUUUAGAUGUUAAAGGACAUUUGUCUUACAUAGGUUAAAAUGUAGCUACUUAUUCACAGCUUACAGCCCUAUCCUCAGGAAUUUGAGAGUAAUUGACCCUCUCUUUCUCUUCUAAGGAAGAUUUGAAUUUGGCGCGUUUUUUGUAGAACAAGUCAAAAAUGAACCGUUACAUGACGUAUUUUUAGAAGGGUGGGGGUAGGUUAUAUUUGGGCUCUCUCUUCUCUUGAAUGCGACACACACUCAAGCUCACACUUGGAAAUGAGCUGACAUGCUCACAAUCUCACUCACAUUUAGAAGAAGGCUGACAUAGCCACACACACACAAAGAUAUAUAUUUGCAACUUUCAUUUCAAGAUUAAGAAACUUAUUGAUGCUAUUUUUAUAUUCUACAAUUGAUGAUAUUCAUGUGAUAUUUUACUAUUUUAUCAUUAAAUACAUUUUGGAGUUUUUACACAAGAACGGAACGGAUUUUCUUGGAACUUUUCUCAUCAAUAUGAAUAUCGAUUAUUAAUACAAUAAUAUCGAUAUACGGACUUUAUUUCAAUGGCGAGCCUUAGCCAGAAUCGAUUUGCUUGAAUAUCGAACGUUUUUGAAUUAUUUCUCCUAUCGCUUGUCGAGAGGGAAAACAAGCAUUGAUCAUGCAGACAAGCUUCAAGGAGAAAUAAAAACGAAAGAACUUUCAGCAUCAUCGAAUGGAUCUGGAAACAUAGAAUUAUUUGGUGAAGAAGUUUACACACGUAAGAAAAUCCUGUUUCUUGAUGACGUAAUUUCCCGUAAAGAGAGGGAAAGCGCGAAAGAAGUCGUCCUAAAUUGGAUCUGACUUAUGAGUCACCAAAAGAAGAGAAAUGUCAUAUUUCUAAGAUCUUCCAGAUGCAAACAAGCCCUUUGAAACUUAAGAAUAUAGUUCUGGGAGAAGAUGACAUAUGAGAUUCAUUCGUCAUAAUUAUUGUUGUCUUUCUAUGUUCAAUAAAGUUUUCAACUUUACAGUACAGGAGUACAAGAGGAAGAAAAAGAAAGAAGAAUCAAUACCUUUUAAUGAGAGGGAAAUUUCUAAAAACAAUUGACUUUUUAUUUUUCACGACUGAUGAUAUAAUUUUAUCCAUCAGAUAUAUUGUAGUUUUUAUAUAUGAACUUUUUAUGUGACGAGAUAUGUUUUUCAUAUCAAGAAGAGAUAUUUGUUACACACCAAUUUUUAAAACACAUGUAGUGUACUUUCAGAGUUGAAAGGGUUAAACUUUUUUACAAUGAAGUCUAGUUAGUAGGAACAUCUGGUGUUAAUUAAGAUAGAGUACAUGUUUCUUAAAGGUACAUAAACAAGUUAGGAUUAACUUUACCUUGUAAUAUGCAUUUAGUUUUGAAGUCAUCUCACAUAUAUGAACAAAUUGAAGUUAGGAACAUAUUUUAUAUUUACAUUUUGACAAGGUUAUUAGAAAUGUUGUAUGGAUUAUAGUUAAAUAUGCUGAGCACAAUUUGGAGGGAAAAUAUGAAAUAUAUAUUUCUGAAGUGACAUUCAUACUUCAAAGUAUUGUACAACUAUGCUACAGUCAUGGAUUUAGGAAUAUUAAGGGGUUGAUUUUAUGGCAAAAGGAAGAAGAAAUGAAUAAGGUAUAAAAAAAAUAUUUUAUGGUACAUGAAGCAAAAGUUUUUUUGAAAUCACUUUUCCUUAUGUGGAAUUGAAAUUGAGAAUAUAUUCAAGUCAAUUAUCUUAAGAUUUAUAUGAAUGGAUACAUAUGUGAAGCAAAUGAUUAUGAAUGAGAUUAGAUGGAAAAUGAAAGAUUGUUAAUCAAUCAUUUUGAGAGGGAAUUGUUAUAAAGAUUUUCUUUAAUCUAAUAUCUAAUAUUCAUCUAUUAACAAUAUUAACACAUGAAUGAAUGGAGUUGGGUCUUUGAGAAUAAUGGACUUGGAUAUAUUUAAAGUAUUCCAUAUAGUGUCUGGAUUUGGAAAAGUGAAUUAUAUCAUUUGUUAUAUAUUUAAGUAUAUAGUUCAUAAGCUUCUAUGGUAUAACUGGCAUAUGGUUGUCAUUAGCCUAGCUGGCUUCAUAUAGACAUCCUACCUUCCCCCAUCAUGGCAAAUGAAGAUAUAAGGUUACAUGUUGUAAGAUGUAAACGUAUUUUAGUUAGGAAUAUAAUUCUUUCUGUAGACUACAGUAUUUCUAUGUAUAUGUAUAUAUAUAUGUAUGUAUAUAUAUAUAUAUGUAUAUUUGAUUUAGAUGUUAAAGGACAUUUGUCUUACAUAGGUUAAAAUGUAGCUACUUAUUCACAGCUUACAGCCCUAUCCUCAGGAAUUUGAGAGUAAUUGACCCUCUCUUUCUCUUCUAAGGAAGAUUUGAAUUUGGCGCGUUUUUUGUAGAACAAGUCAAAAAUGAACCGUUACAUGACGUAUUUUUAGAAGGGUGGGGGUAGGUUAUAUUUGGGCUCUCUCUUCUCUUGAAUGCGACACACACUCAAGCUCACACUUGGAAAUGAGCUGACAUGCUCACAAUCUCACUCACAUUUAGAAGAAGGCUGACAUAGCCACACACACACAAAGAUAUAUAUUUGCAACUUUCAUUUCAAGAUUAAGAAACUUAUUGAUGCUAUUUUUAUAUUCUACAAUUGAUGAUAUUCAUGUGAUAUUUUACUAUUUUAUCAUUAAAUACAUUUUGGAGUUUUUACACAAGAA
Molecule: messenger RNA, 5748 nt
Organism: Rana temporaria (common frog)
Lineage: Eukaryota; Metazoa; Chordata; Amphibia; Anura; Ranidae
Gene: MINDY4
Product: MINDY lysine 48 deubiquitinase 4
Exons: 19
Coding region: 364-2538 (724 amino acids)
Biological process (GO): protein K48-linked deubiquitination
Molecular function (GO): cysteine-type deubiquitinase activity; K48-linked deubiquitinase activity
Source: RefSeq, a predicted model, not a curated record